Microstroma glucosiphilum is the source of this 2432-nucleotide messenger RNA. RefSeq names its product P-loop containing nucleoside triphosphate hydrolase protein. Gene Ontology annotation, cellular component: endoplasmic reticulum membrane; signal recognition particle receptor complex. The transcript has a single exon. The coding region runs from base 10 to 2172 and encodes 720 amino acids. Lineage: Eukaryota; Fungi; Basidiomycota; Exobasidiomycetes; Microstromatales; Microstromataceae. Gene Ontology annotation, biological process: SRP-dependent cotranslational protein targeting to membrane. Gene Ontology annotation, molecular function: ATP hydrolysis activity; GTPase activity; signal recognition particle binding. The record is from RefSeq and is a predicted model, not a curated record.
CCACCCACGAUGCUCGACAACUUCACCGUACUCCACACGUCGGGCAUCGUCCUCUGGUCCAAGUCCUUCACUCCCACCUUUGCCUCCAACUCGCCCAUCGGACCUCUCGUCCGCACAGCCUUUAUCGAAUCGCGCUCCACUGGAUCCGCAGACGAUGAGCGGUACGAUGUAGGUGGCUACUCCUGCCGCUGGUCAUUGGCCAACGACUAUGGCCUGGCAUUCGUGGCGGUGCAUCAGCGUAUCCUACAUUUGGCCUACGUACCUGCCCUCCUGGCACAGGUCAGGGCCCUCUUCUUGGACCUCUUCAAGCCCUUUCUCGGGGCUAUCCUUGCCAAUACCAAGCCCAUUGGUGGAGGUGGCGAUGGCUCAGCUUCACUAGCGUCGAAACUCACAGGCGAGGCGAGGGCAAGAUUCGCAGCUGCCCUCAAGGACUGGGACGCCAUCUUCACCUCGACCCUCAGGAAGCUCGAAAGAGAAGCCAACCUGCAAGCUCGCAGCGCAGCAAAGUCCUCUGGUGGAGCCAUUGCUGCCGCUGGAGCUGCCAAUGCAGAGACUCCUGCUUCUCCAAAGACUUCGGCUGACAAGGUAGGCAAGAAGGGUGCAACUCCAUCUGCAGGCAACGAUGAUCAAGCGAUAGCCAAGAACAUUGAAGCACUCAAGGCUCGGCUAAAGGGAGUGGAGAUUGGGCCAGGUGGGAGCAGGGGUCCGGCAGGAACAGCAGCGAGGAGAAAGAUGGGUAGUAGAGUCUCUAGUGGCGUGGGCACGCCUGGAGGCGGGGCUGAGUCACCCACUGCAUCACCCGGUGGGAAAAAGAAGGGCGGCGCUGGAAAGGAGAUGAGAAAAUGGGAUGCGAAUGGGAAUGCCAUUGUGGUGGGUGAUGUAGGCCAACUGGACUUCAGCAACGACGGAGGACCAUCCACGCCUGCAGAUGAAAGGGAACAGGGAACUCUCGAAGGAUGGGUAGACGAGAAGAGUCUCGGCAAGGUUGGACAGGACGGACUGUAUGAGGUAGCCGAUGCACUCGAUAACGGAGACGAGGAGGCGUCUGAUGAAGAGGAAGACGAGGAAGAUGAGGAAGAUCAGGCUGUCACAAAUGGCAAAGCCACCUCGGGCGGAGGCUUCCUCUCAGGUCUCACCUCAAAGUCUAGUGGAGCUACCUCGCUCUUCUCCCGUCUGACUGGUUCCGGCCAUUCGCUCACACAAGCCGACUUGCAGCCCACACUGGCAGCGAUGCAAUCCCACCUGCAGUCCAAGAAUGUAGCCGCCGAUGUAGCCCAGCGUCUGUGCGCAUCCGUCGGCCGCUCCCUAGAGGGCAAGACGCUCUCUACGUUUGGCUCGGUGAAGAAGGAAGUCAGGCUAGCCCUUGAAGACGCUAUAACCCGUGUUCUCACACCGCGCAACUCAACCGACCUCCUGCUGGAAAUCAACGACAAGCUCGGACGCCAAGCAAGCAAGGGCGACCCAGCUUCCACUACCCGCCAGCCCUACGCUCUCGCCUUCGUAGGAGUGAACGGAGUAGGUAAAUCUACCAAUCUGGCCAAGGUGUGCUUCUGGCUGUUGCAAAAUCAGAAGCGAGUCCUCAUUGCCGCCUGCGACACCUUCCGUUCUGGUGCCGUGGAGCAAUUGCGCGUGCACGUCCGCAAUCUGGGUGAACUCAAUGUUGGCGGUUCUCAAGUGAAGGAGCCGCUCCCUUCUGGCGGGCAGAAGCUAGAGCUCUACGAGCGUGGCUACGGGAAAGAUGCAGCAGGUAUUGCCGCCUCUGCACUUUCGUAUGCGCGUGCUCAGGGUUUCGAUGUAGUCCUCAUCGAUACCGCUGGACGCAUGCAGGACAACGAGCCUCUAAUGCGCUCCCUUGCGAAGCUCGUCGCAACCAAUGAGCCAGACCGUGUCAUCUUCGUCGGUGAAGCCCUAGUGGGCAAUGAAGCCGUCGAUCAGCUCACCCGCUUUGAUAAAUCUCUAAGGGAUUUCAGUGGCAAGAGUGCUCAAGACGCAAGAGGAUUGGAUGGAAUGCUCCUUACCAAGUUUGAUACCAUUGAUGAUAAAGUGGGGACGGCAUUGACGGCCACUUCUGUCACGGGACUGCCGAUUUACUUUGUGGGCGUGGGACAGACGUACACGGAUUUGAAGCAACUCAAGGUCAAGCAUAUUGUCAAUGCCUUGAUGAGGGAUUGAAGGGGAAGAAGAUGAAGAGAGAAGGAAAGCAAGAGAGAGAAUGGCGUGGUUCGGAUUGCAAACCAGAGUGUCAGAGCUGCGACUCUGUGAUCAUUUCAUUAUCGCUGCAAUACACUUGAGCAUUGACCUGUAUUUAUGAUUUGGGUAUCUACAAAAUUCUGACCUUGGCCGCGCUGAACUCCAUCUACGUCUUCAAAAGCCUAGCACAGUCCUUCAAUAGCGUCCUAAUUUCCUCCUCUUUUACAGCGCCCUUGAGCAAU